CAAAUGCAGGACGAGAAUUCCCUGGUCGCGAAGGAGGUCUUUUCCUUCCUGAAACCGCCCUGGAAAACGAGUAACUCAUCCAGCAUUGCGUCGAACAGUAGUUCUGGUGCGACGUCGGCGCACCAGCAAUACCAGUCGCAGAACACCACUUCGAGCAGUAAUAUGUUGGACCAGCUCCACAUGUCGAGUUUUGACCAAACCGCGAAUGCUCUGAACAAGUUCGGCCUCCGGCGCUGGUUGUGCGAUGCGAGCCGGAAUUGCAUCUGUAGUGGGCAUAUGAAUUGCAAAAGUAAAUUGUACUCGUAUAAACGCAUUACAAAUGUCCUCAGGUUGACAAAUAUAAUUUGUAAUGCGGAUUUAGCUUGACAAAGAAAUUUGCAAUGCAUGAUUGCAAUUGCUACGAGUGCGAUACUUUUGCACAGCAUAGGGCACGAGAAUGGCGGUUCUGGUGCGACGAGUCUGAAUCUUGGGGAAGAUAGCUUCAUCGAGGACCAUAUCUUGUGCACAAGUAUCGUACUCGUACUGCAGUCAUGCAUCACAAAUCUUUUUCUUGAGGUAGAUCCGCAUUACAAAUUAUAUUUUUCAUGCUGAGGAAAUUUGUGAUGCAUUUAUACGAGUGCGAUACUUUUGCAGUUCAUAGACCAUGUGGAUCACAGCUUGAUCGAAGUCGACGAGCGAACCCUCGAUUACCCGUUCGCCAGCUACCUGGUGGCGUCGACCGGGUUUUAUUGCGGCGGCAAUCGUAAUUCUGCUUCAACAUCAUCACUGGGCAAGAACGACCCCGGACGAGCAGAUGUACAUCAACUUCUAGAGGAGAAGUUUCUGAAUGACUUCCUCCCACUAAUAGCCAACAAGUAUCGGUGCCUUUCGUUUCUGGUUUGCGCAGAUGGAAGUGACAGUAGUACAACCGGCGAUCAUGAAGCAGGAGCAGGCGGAGAGCCAGUAGCUGCGGAACUACCUUCUUCAGCGAUGAAAAACAAAACCCUAGAUGAUCAUGCUGGCUACUCCGUGCACAUUUCGCCGACUCUGAAAAUCUCGAUACUAGCGAUCCUUGGAAAGUUGGCACAAGUGGAAGAGAAGCAGGACCGGGGCCGAAACAAGUUCCCCCUGACUGUAGUGCUGCUGAAUGGGGUUAAUCAUAGUAGUCAACAUUUGCUGGCAAGAACUUCUAGAAACACCAGUCCAGCACCCGCCUCUCUAGCAGCCUAUCUAGAGAAGAUGAGCUUACCUUCGCCAGUGUUUCGGGUGAUGCACUCGGCUGGAUCUGCUGCGCCGGCAUCAUCUUCAGCUUCUUCUGGACAACAGCAACGAAGUAAGAACUACCUCGUUCCCGAUAUCAAAUGUGAAAAUGUCUGGGUCUGGAAGAUUGAUGCCAGGCUUGUCAUGCAUAUUUUGCAUGAUUCGUGAUGCCUGUAAUGCAUGACCUAGCAUCACAGAUUUUUAAAGAGCCUUCUGAUGCGUAUUCCGCAUGAGAAACGCCCGCUCCGCGUAGCACGAAUUGAACUCCUCUUGCUGGUGAUGCAAUACAGAUUUUUUUUACCUUUCAAAGACAGCAUCACAAGUUCCAACCCUUCCAGACCCAGACACUUUUGCAAUCCAUACCAGAGACCCCCAUGCAACUACUCCGAACAGGCACGAAGAUUGCGAUCGAGAUAAAGGUAUGCAGUGUAAAAGUAUGGUAUUGGUAGUGAUUGCAAUACAAAUUCGCUCAGGUUUGCUUUGGCAACGAGAUUUGUAAUGCAUAAAUGCAAUUCCUACGAGUACGAUAUUACUUUUGCACAGGAUAAGCAGAAGGUGCUUGCCCGAGCUUUCCCGCCGCCUGGAAGAAUUGUAGGCCGCCACCAGAAGUAAACGUAGAGUCCUCGUCUGAGGCCGCGCAGGACGUCGGGGGUGCAGCGGGUGGAGGUCAACAUCUUCGUGCUGGGUCAACAUCUAGUAGGGCGCAUGAUCUUGCAGGCAGCGGUGGAGGAGGUGCAGGCGCCAACGAGGAGGAGGAGGUGAGGCAUUUCUUCGCGCCGAUUGUCCUCCGGAGUGGGAAUGGAAACGACCCAUCGGAAGACUUUUACGAUGACAGUGAGGAUGGAGACGGGUUCUCUUCUGAUGAUUUAAAUUUUCCGGAGGACAAAAUGCACCACUACCACUGGCCGUGUUUGCAGCUUCACGGAGAAGGUUGUAAUGGUGCUGCAGGAGACGCAAAUAGAAUUAUUCCGGCUUCCGUCGACGUGUGCAAUUUGUGGGCGAGUGGGAUACAGAGAGUCUGCUGUCCACCCCCAACAGGCGUGUUUUCAACAUCAAUCAACACGUUGACCAAGAACUACAUCAAUCCACCUAAACCAGAACACAUCCUAUCAAAUGCAAAUAUGUCUGCGUCUGGAAGGCUGAGAGACUUGUCAUGCAGGUUUUCCAUUAUGUGUGGGGUCAGUCAUACAUGACCCAGCACGACAGAAGAUUCUGUCCGACGACUUCUAUCAUGCUUCGUCUGCGUGAGAAACUCCCUCUCAGCUUGGUCAAAAGUGGACAGCUUCUGGUAAUCAUGCAACACAGACUUUUGCACUAUCCAAGAUUAGCAUGACAAGUUGCAACCCUCCAGACCCAGACACAUUUGCAAUGCAUACAUCCUGUUCGAAAACAACGGGUUUCAACUUCAGGACCUCCCUAUCCUGUGCAAAAGUAUCGUACUCGUAGUCGUAUUGCAAUCAUGCACUACGAACCAAUCCUUUUGCUGAGGUAAAUCCGCAUUACAAAUUUUAUUUCUCAUGCUGAGGAAAUUUGUAAUGCAUUUAUACGAGUGCGAUACUUUAUUUGCAGUUCAUACUCGCACAACUCCGCCCCUGGCACGUUUGCAUCCGCCCGCUUUUGUUGGAAAGAGCCUUCUGUGUCGGGGAAAAAUUGCCGGGGGCGCAAAUGCAAAAUCAAGCGUCGGCUGACGAUGGAUUUCGAGACGUGCUUCGCAGCAUCACAGACGAUACAACUACAGUAGGUGUUGGAGGUGACUCUGCAUCCACAUCCACAUCCAGCGGGGGCGCAAAUGAUAACAGCUGUUAUAAUAGUGCGUCUUCUCAUUCGUUCACUACUGGUACUGCGGCAAGUAGAACUUUGACUUCUUCCCCCACUUCUAUCGACAAAAGACAAGUCUUUUUCACCGCUAAACUGGAAUCUUUCGCACGUAAGCGCGGCCCAAGUUACUUCGGGAAAAUGGAGUUUGAAACGAGCGCGAAUUUGUUUCAAGCCGACGUCAACAUCUCGGCGAUUCGAAAGGAUGUUGAGAUGAUAAACCAGGCUGGAACUACUGCUUCUGUGGCAACGCCUGCCACAGCGGCCAGUGGGCAGUAUACCAACACUUCCAGCGCGACGGGGGGUGCGUCCACAAAUUCUGCGAAUCAACAUACGGGUCGUACUUCUAGCAGUGCAACGUCUUCCAGAACGGCUUCUAGAGCAGCCGGACCCGGAGGUCAGCAUAUGUAUUGCAAAAGCAUCGUACUGGUAGAAAUGACAUCACAAAUUCGUUCAGCAUGGCAAAUGGAAUCUGUCAUGCUGUUUUCCCUUGGGAUGGAAGUUUGUAAUGCAUGAUUGCGAUUACUACGAGUACGAUACUUUUGCACAGGAUACAGCAACGUAGGCCGCAAUUUGUGCAGGCGAGACACCCCAACGGGCAGCAACAGAGCAAAUAUCAAAUGCAAAUAUGUCUGGGUCUGGAAACUUGUGAUGCUGGGUGGCGUAUCAUGAGGAGGCCACAAGUGCUGGCUCAGCAUGACAAGUUUCUGAGCUUCUAGGUGUUGCCUAUUCUGCAUGACAAACUGUGUUUCAUCUGCAUGAGCAUGACAAGAAAAUGGGUCUCUUGGGUAAUGUGCAUGACAGAUGUAAGAGUCAUGCGAAACAAGCAUGACAAACUUGCACUUUUCCAGACCCAGACAUAUUUGCAUUUGAUAGCAAAAGCAACUUUACAAAUGACGAGUGGCUGAAUUCGGAGCUACUCCAGCAAAUUCGGUUUAAGUGUCCGCACCCGGAGUCGGGUUUGCUAACUCUGAAGCUGAACCACGUAGAUGCCGUCACGCGAAAAAUCUCGACGGUCUAUCAAAUGCAAAAAUGUCUGGGUCUGGAACAAAGCAACUUGUCAUGCUAAAUCUGAAUCAUGUAAAAAUCUGUGUUGCAUGAUUACCAAAAGCUGUCCACUUUUGACCUAAUCGAAAGGCAAUGUCUCACGCAGGAUAGGCAUGAUAGAACUGUCACAGAAUCUGUCAUGCUAUGACCUACAUACCAGACCCCAUGGGUCAUGGAAAACCUGCAUGACAAGUCUGGCACUCUUCCAGACCCAGACACUUUUGCAGUUGAUACGGUCAGUCACUACGCAAUGCGACUCUUGCACUUGCGACCAGGGCUGCGCUGGGUGCCGUUUGCGGGAAAUCGGGAGUUUCGGGGGAUGCUGGUGCAUGUGGAAUUUUUGUAA
Amoebophrya sp. A120 is the source of this 4447-nucleotide messenger RNA. Lineage: Eukaryota; Dinophyceae; Syndiniales; Amoebophryaceae. The record is from the annotation of a GenBank genome assembly.